UCCAUCCCCCUCUUUCAACUCCUCCUUCUCGCUCAAUGCCGCUAUUUCCAACAGCUGAUUUCCAGACCAGAGAGAGAGGAACACGGCGAGACGGUUCAGGUUCCGAAUCAGCUGCUGCAGAAGGAUUCACGGCGAGUAGAGAUGCGGGGAGAGCGCUGUGGUCCGUCAUGAAGAUCUGAGCUCCGCCGCCGCUCCGUCAGCUCUGAGAGGAUGGCUUUCCAUGGAUCCUCACGGCCAACAGUGUGUGGUAACAUGUUCCCUGGAUCAGAGUUAAGUCACAAGUAUUUUUGUGUCAACACCACGACCGGCACUACCUCAACGGGCCUCAGCGCAACACCAAAUCCAGCUGGACCCAACGCACCUGCUGGGACUCCCAGGCACCCGGCGUCUCUCGGGGGCAGCACCGGCGGAGGGGCGGCCAUCCCGCAACCUCACAGUAACCCAGCAAGUGAGGUUCCAAGUCCUGCUGAGAUGGAGCCUGAUCGGCCUAUCGGUUAUGGUGCGUUUGGAGUGGUCUGGUCUGUGACGGACCCUCGGGAUGGACGUAAGGUGGCUCUGAAGAAAAUGCCGAAUGUCUUCCAGAACCUGGUCUCCUGCAAACGUGUGUUCAGGGAACUCCGGAUGCUGUGUUUCUUUAAACAUGACAAUGUGCUGUCUGCCCAAGACAUUCUCCAACCUCCACAAAUCGACUGCUUUGAGGAGAUAUACGUGAUCACUGAGCUCAUGCAGAGUGACCUGCAUAAAGUCAUCGUCUCCCCUCAGCCUCUCACCACUGAUCACAUCAAGGUGUUCCUCUACCAGAUACUCAGGGGGCUGAAAUACCUGCAUUCUGCAGGCAUUCUGCACAGAGACAUCAAACCAGGGAACCUGCUGGUCAACAGCAACUGUCUGCUUAAGAUUUGUGACUUUGGCCUAGCACGAGUAGAGGAACCAGAUCCUUCUCGUCACAUGACCCAGGAGGUGGUGACGCAGUAUUACCGUGCUCCGGAGGUUCUGAUGGGAUGCCAGCAUUACACUUCAUCGAUAGAUGUCUGGUCUGUAGGCUGCAUCUUCGCAGAGUUGCUAGGCAGACGUAUUCUUUUCCAGGCUCAGAGCCCCAUACAACAGUUGGAUCUGAUCACUGAUCUCCUCGGGACUCCUCCUCUUUCUGCCAUGGCAUCUGCGUGUGAAGGAGCGCGAGCGCAUAUUCUUAGAGGACCCCACAAACCACCCUCGCUUUCUGUUCUGUACAUGUUGUCAGAUGGGGCAACACAUGAAGCUGUUCAUCUUUUGUGCCGCAUGCUAGUUUUUGAUCCAGCCAAACGCAUCUCGGGCAGUGACGCUCUGUCUCAUCCGUACUUGGACGAGGGUCGUCUGCGGUACCACACCUGCAUGUGUAAGUGCUGUUACUCUGUGCCCAGCGGGAGGGUGUACACCCGAGACUUUGAGCCACCUGCAGAUCGACCUUUCAGUCACAACUAUGAGCAGAGCAUGCACUCCGUCUGGCAGGGCAAAGAGCUCAUCCAUCGUUUUAUAACCGAGCACCAGCAAGGCAAACGAGUGCCCUUGUGCAUCAAUCCCCAGAGUGCAGCCUUCAAAACCUUCAUUAGAUCCACAGCCUGGCAUUCUUCAAAAGUGUCAAGGAAAGAAGAGAGAUGAGGGGGAUUCUGGGAAAUGUGGAUCAUAGGAGCAAGCAUGCGUUGGAGAUGAAGAUGGUUCUUGAUGGAUUCUCAGCACUCAUUCCAGUUCCACAUGGGGAUUUCUCCGAAAUCCACUUACACACCACUGAUGAAUAAUGCUUCUGAUGCUGCUGAGAACACUUUUAUAUUGACUCUGCUCGAGGAUUACGGGAACUAGUGUUUCCCACAAAAAAAGAAAAUCUCAUGGAUUGUUGAAUUUUGACUAAAUGAGCCAACGUCAAAGUUGUGCAAUACAGAUAUCUGGAAUAAUGCAAAUGACAAGACUGCGCUGACCAUGAUUUCACUAAGGGAUGAGAUGACCGUGCCCAUGAGCCCAUAGCAUCGCCAGUACAGCCAUCUUUACUCUGAGUGUAUCUCCAAACUCUGUCUAGACUUCUAUCACUGUGUUCUUUUUGCGGGUUCUUAGGUUUUAUUCUUAAACUUCUGAUAACCAAAAGAUCCAAAGUCAUCUUUCUUUGUUAAUGCUUCCUCAUUCAAUUUAAUGCUUUCUGUUCAAUUUUCUACUCAUUUUUUUGGAGGGGGAUGGGGG
Molecule: messenger RNA, 2208 nt
Organism: Carassius carassius (crucian carp)
Lineage: Eukaryota; Metazoa; Chordata; Actinopteri; Cypriniformes; Cyprinidae
Product: serine/threonine-protein kinase NLK2-like
Exons: 12
Coding region: 211-1638 (475 amino acids)
Biological process (GO): protein phosphorylation; intracellular signal transduction
Cellular component (GO): cytoplasm; nucleus
Molecular function (GO): ATP binding; MAP kinase activity
Source: RefSeq, a predicted model, not a curated record